Messenger RNA from Thermothielavioides terrestris NRRL 8126, 324 nucleotides. RefSeq lists its product as uncharacterized. The coding region runs from base 1 to 324 and encodes 107 amino acids. Lineage: Eukaryota; Fungi; Ascomycota; Sordariomycetes; Sordariales; Chaetomiaceae. The record is from RefSeq and is a predicted model, not a curated record. The transcript has 3 exons.
AUGAGACGGGGCGCUUCUCGCGAGCCCUACGGCACCUCCAAACGCGAUGAACACAAUCAGCAACACCACGGCGACGCCGAGCUGGUUCCCAGCGGGGAUGGAGCCCGCGACCGGCUGGUCAUGCUGCCGCGCCUCGUGCCCGCCAUGCAGCUGCUGAGCGCCUCCCGGCCGGGCCCGCCUGCCCCAGACCAAGGCGGUCGUGUCGGAGGUACGGGGGCCGACUCCCUCUCCCACAGCCGGGAGAAACGCCGCGAUGUCGAAGUGCUACCCGGCGUCAAGUUGGCCACCAUGUCGCCCAGCCGCCUGGUGCGAAAAGAGCUGUAG